Molecule: messenger RNA, 765 nt
Organism: Knipowitschia caucasica
Lineage: Eukaryota; Metazoa; Chordata; Actinopteri; Gobiiformes; Gobiidae
Source: the annotation of a GenBank genome assembly
AUGUCAGAGUGUGAGGAGGAGGAGGAUGUCAGAGUGUGUGUAGAGGAGGAGGAGGUUAGAGUGUGUGUAGAGGAGGAGGAGGAGGUCAGAGUGUGUGUAGAGGAGGAGGAGGUCAGAGUGUGUGUAGAGGAGGAGGAGAGGAGGAGGAGGUCAGAGUGUGAGGAGGAGGAGGAGGUCAGAGUGUGUGUAGAGGAGGAGGAGGAGGUCAGAGUGUGUGUAGAGGAGGAGGAGGAGGUCAGAGUGUGUGUAGAGGAGGAGGAGAGUGUGUGUAGAGGAGGAGGAGGAGGUCAGAGUGUGUGUAGAGGAGGAGGAGGUCAGAGUGUGAGGAGGAGGAGGAGGUCAGAGUGUGAGGAGGAGGAGGAGGUCAGAGUGUGUGUAGAGGAGGUCAGAGUGUGUGUAGAGGAGGUCAGAGUGUGUGUAGAGGAGGUCAGAGUGUGUGUAGAGGAGGAGGAGGUCAGAGUGUGUGUAGAGGAGGAGGAGGAGGUCAGAGUGUGUGUAGAGGAGGAGGAGAGUGUGAGGAGGAGGAGGAGGUCAGAGUGUGAGGAGGAGGAGGAUGUCAGAGUGUGUGUAGAGGAGGAGGAGGUUAGAGUGUGUGUAGAGGAGGAGGAGGAGGUCAGAGUGUGUGUAGAGGAGGAGGAGGAGGUCAGAGUGUGUGUAGAGGAGGAGGAGGAGGUCAGAGUGUGUGUAGAGGAGGAGGAGGAGGUCAGAGUGUGUGUAGAGGAGGUCAGAGUGUGUGUAGAGGAGGAGGAGGAGGUCAGAGUGUGA